AUGACAUCCCUGCUUGCUAUCGCCCUCUUCUGGCUGAUGACUGGAAUUUCGGCUCAGACCUAUAAAAAUGUUGCACUUCGAGGCCGGGCCACACAGUCCUCUAUAUUCUACAACUUUGACAUGGGCUACCUCUCCAAUGCUAUCAACGCCAUUGAUGGAAACUUAAACUCAAAAUUCGGAUUUGGAUCAUGUUCCAGCACUAACAACGAUUACUCGGCCUGGUGGAGAGUGGACUUACUGGAGCCUCAUAAGAUCUCUCACAUAAUUAUCACUAACAGAGGAGACUGCUGUGGAGACUGGCUGAAUGGUGGACUAAUUCUUGUUGGAAAUUCAGAUGAGAACAAUGGAAAUAAUAACCCAAGUUGUGGGGAGAUUAGCGUCAUUUCAACCGGCUCCACUCAAACCUUCCAGUGUAACGGGAUGAUCGGCCAGUUUGUGAACAUCAUCUUACCCGGGAAACAGCAGUAUCUUCAGCUCUGUGAAGUCCAGGUCUUUGGAGUUCCUGUGGCCAUCUUACCAAUACCCAACCUAGAAUAA
Messenger RNA from Bufo bufo (common toad), 537 nucleotides. RefSeq names its product fucolectin-1-like. The coding region runs from base 1 to 537 and encodes 178 amino acids. The record is from RefSeq and is a predicted model, not a curated record. NCBI's taxonomy places the organism in Eukaryota, Metazoa, Chordata, Amphibia, Anura, Bufonidae. The transcript is spliced from 3 exons.